Procambarus clarkii (red swamp crayfish) is the source of this 510-nucleotide messenger RNA. RefSeq names its product proline-rich protein HaeIII subfamily 1-like. NCBI's taxonomy places the organism in Eukaryota, Metazoa, Arthropoda, Malacostraca, Decapoda, Cambaridae. The record is from RefSeq and is a predicted model, not a curated record.
AUGCCAGGCCCCCAGCCCACGCCAGGCUCCCAGCCCACGCCAGGCCCCCAGCCCACGCCAGGGCCCCCAGCCCACGCCAGGGCCCCCAGCCCACGCCAGGGCCCCCAGCCCACGCCAGGCCCCCAGCCCACGCCAGGGUCCAAGCCUACACCAGGCCCCCAGCCCACGCCAGGCCCCCAGCCCACGCCAGGGCCCCCAGCCCACGCCAGGGCCCCCAGCCCACGCCAGGCCCCCAGCCCACGCCAGGGCCCCCAGCCCACGCCAGGCCCCCCAGCCCACGCCAGGGCCCCCAGCCCACGCCAGGCCCCCAGCCCACGCCAGGGCCCCCAGCCCACGCCAGGGCCCCCAGCCCACGCCAGGGCCCCCAGCCCACGCCAGGCCCCCAGCCCACGCCAGGGCCCCCAGCCCACGCCAGGCCCCCCAGCCCACGCCAGGGCCCCCAGCCCACGCCAGGGCCCCCAGCCCACGCCAGGACCCCCAGCCCACGCCAGGGCCCCCAGCCCACGCUAG